GCUUUCAGUUCUAGUGGAACCACCGUUUGGACAGCACGCGAUCUCGAUCUCGAUCCUUAAACUCUUGACCAAGAAGCGGCCAGUUUCCGAACACUCCUGCCCAUAUCCACCCACAUCACUGUCCAUCUCCCCAACCAGGAUGGCUUUCCUGCGUGCAAUCGGUGCUGAGGCCCGCUACUUGACACAACGCGCCUACUCAUCGGCCGCGCCCACCACCAAGCUGUUUAUCGAUGGCAAAUUCGUAGAGUCCAAGACGAAGGAAUGGAUCGAUGUGCACGAUCCGGCCACAAACAAGGUGGUAACGCGUGUGCCCAAGGCCACGCAGGAAGAGAUGCAAACGGCACUCGAGUCCAACAGGAAGGCAUUCCGGUCGUGGAGCAACCAGUCGAUCCUGACCCGUCAGGCGGUCAUGUUCAAGCUGCAGGCUUUGAUCAAGGAGAAUAUGGGCGAGCUGGCCAAGAACAUUACCAAGGAGCAGGGCAAGACCCUGGCCGAUGCUGAGGGCGAUGUGUUGCGCGGACUCCAGGUGGUGGAGCACUGCUGCAGUAUUCCGUCCCUGCAGAUGGGCGAGACAGUGGCCAAUGUGGCACGCGACAUGGACACAUACUCGCUGGUGAUGCCACUGGGUGUGACCGCCGGCAUUGCUCCCUUCAACUUCCCCGCCAUGAUCCCUCUGUGGAUGUUCCCCGUGGCCAUCACGACCGGCAACACAAUGCUGCUGAAGCCCUCUGAGCGAGUGCCCGGCGCCACCAUGCUACUGAUGGAGCUGCUCAAUGAGGCCGGCUGCCCCCCGGGCGUGGUCAACGUGAUUCACGGCCAGCACGACGCUGUCAACUUCAUCUGCGAUGCGCCCGCCAUCAAGGCCGUGUCCUUUGUGGGCUCCGACCAGGCCGGCAAGUACAUCUACGAGCGUGCUGGAAAGAACGGCAAGCGUGUGCAGAGCAACAUGGGCGCCAAGAACCACGGCGUGAUCCUGUCCGAUGCCAACAAGGAGAACACCUUGAACCAAUUGGCUGGUGCCGCCUUCGGUGCUGCUGGUCAACGCUGCAUGGCCCUGUCCACGGCUGUGUUUGUGGGCGAGGCCCAGGGCUGGGUUCCCGAUCUGGUGGAGCGUGCCCAGAAGCUGAAGGUGAACGCCGGCCAUGUGCCCGGCACCGAUGUGGGACCCGUGAUCAGUGCCGCCAGUCGCCAGCGCAUUAACGAUCUCAUCGAAUCCGGCGUGAAGGAGGGAGCCAAGCUCGUUCUCGACGGCCGCAAGAUCAGCGUGCCCGGCUUUGAGGAUGGCUACUUUGUGGGACCCACCAUCCUGAGUGACGUCACCCCCACCAUGAAGUGCUACACUGAGGAGAUCUUUGGCCCCGUCUUGGUGAUCCUCAAGGCCGACACCCUGGACGAUGCCAUUGACAUUGUGAACGCCAAUCCCUACGGCAACGGCACCGCCAUCUUCACCACCAACGGUGCGGCUGCUCGCAAGUUUGUCAACGAGAUCGAUGCCGGCCAGGUCGGGGUCAAUGUUCCCAUUCCCGUGCCCCUGCCAAUGUUCUCCUUCACCGGCACACGUGGCUCCUUCCGCGGCGACCAUCACUUCUACGGCAAGCAGGGCAUCAAGUUCUACACCCAGACGAAGACCGUCACCCAGCUGUGGCGCGAGACCGAUGUGACCCACACUCAGGCAGCCGUGGCUAUGCCCACCAUGAAGUAGGGCGGCGGUGAUGAUUAUGAGACGGAUGACGAGGCGUAACUGUUCCACGUAUUGAAUUUCUAGAUAUAUGCACAGGACGUAUUUAGAACCUAGAUACAAAGAAAUUAUUGCAUUUAUUUUUGUGCCUGUUUAUUAGACUUAAGAUGAAAAUAUAAAGGAAAUUAAUUAAUUAAAAACUGACUUGCAAAACGAAA
Molecule: messenger RNA, 1896 nt
Organism: Drosophila obscura
Lineage: Eukaryota; Metazoa; Arthropoda; Insecta; Diptera; Drosophilidae
Product: probable methylmalonate-semialdehyde dehydrogenase [acylating], mitochondrial
Exons: 2
Coding region: 140-1702 (520 amino acids)
Biological process (GO): thymine catabolic process; L-valine catabolic process
Cellular component (GO): mitochondrion
Molecular function (GO): malonate-semialdehyde dehydrogenase (acetylating, [NAD(P)+]) activity; methylmalonate-semialdehyde dehydrogenase (acylating, NAD+) activity
Source: RefSeq, a predicted model, not a curated record